AUGAAAGAUAAACUAUAUUUUCUCGGUAGUGCAUUAUCUACAACACAGAGCAGUGUUCACUCACAUAAGACGAAGGUCGUAGUCAUUAUACAGUGAGGCCUCAGCUAUCGAACAGGCAUGGCGUUUCAACUCUUCGUCCUUGCGUUCGUCCUAGCAGCUGUUGUAGCAGGAGAUGAGAGCGAUGGGCCACAAGUUCUGGAUACAUUUACAAUCGAUUUGCCAAAGCCACCAUCUUACCCAGAUACUCCUGAGAAAAAAACCACUUAUUUCGCUGGUAUAAGUUCCACGGUGUGGAUACUGCUUACGAUAAAAUUGAUCUUCAUCGUCAUCGCUCUGGCAUCCUUGUUCAUCUGGUGCAGGCAGAGAAACAAGAAUAAGAAGUACACCGUUCACGUUUAGAGCAGAAAGAUGGGUGGAAGAAAAACGAGGGGCUGUGAACCAACGACAUCGGGAGUAUUCAUACAUCUGUGUUAUCAUGCUAACGUGUUAAAUGCUUAAUGUGUUAUCAUAUUAAGCAGUCAACACAAAUUUUAAAUAAAUGAUGAAUGACUCUGCUUAAGUGUUAUUAGUUGUAGUAAGGUAUUUAGGUUGUAUUGUAAACAAAUAUUGUAAGUUCUCCAGCUUGAUUGAUCAAAAAAAAAAAUUAAUUUAUUUUCAAAAUGCCUAAGCAAAAUAAAAAGGUAAAGUU
Nezara viridula (southern green stink bug) is the source of this 688-nucleotide messenger RNA. NCBI's taxonomy places the organism in Eukaryota, Metazoa, Arthropoda, Insecta, Hemiptera, Pentatomidae. The record is from the annotation of a GenBank genome assembly.